This is a messenger RNA of Cuculus canorus (common cuckoo), 3449 nucleotides long. RefSeq names its product calcium homeostasis endoplasmic reticulum protein (gene CHERP). NCBI's taxonomy places the organism in Eukaryota, Metazoa, Chordata, Aves, Cuculiformes, Cuculidae. Gene Ontology annotation, cellular component: perinuclear region of cytoplasm. Gene Ontology annotation, biological process: intracellular calcium ion homeostasis; RNA processing. The coding region runs from base 97 to 2793 and encodes 898 amino acids. The record is from RefSeq and is a predicted model, not a curated record. The transcript has 18 exons. Gene Ontology annotation, molecular function: RNA binding.
GCGCUUCCGGCUUCUCGAGGCGCUUCCGGUCUCUCGCGGCGCUUCCGGCCGGUGCGGCCUAGCGGCGGCGGCGGGCCAGUCCCGUGCCCCGCAGCCAUGGAGAUGCCGAUGCCGCCCGACGACCAGGAGCUGCGGAAUGUUAUCGACAAGCUGGCACAGUUUGUGGCACGGAAUGGGCCCGAGUUCGAGAAGAUGACGAUGGAGAAGCAGAAGGAGAAUCCAAAAUUCUCCUUCCUUUUUGGAGGAGACUUCUAUGGCUACUACAAGUACAAGCUGGCCCUGGAGCAGCAGCAGUUGUUGUGCAAGCAAAGUCAAGAUAUUGAGGCUACUGCGCAGAUCCAGCCGCUGCCACAGCCGUCUCUCCCGCCAGCUGCGCCCAUCCCAGCUCCUCAGGGCACUCCUUCUGUGGAGGAGCUUAUCCAGCAGAGUCAGUGGAACCUGCAGCAGCAGGAGCAGCACCUCCUUGCUAUGAGACAGGAACAAGUCACAUCCGCGGUUGCCCUUGCCAUUGAGCAGCAAAUGCAGAAAGUUUUGGAAGAAACCCAGUUAGAUAUGAACGAAUUUGACAAUUUGUUGCAGCCCAUAAUUGACACUUGUACGAAGGAUGCAAUCUCAGCUGGCAAGAACUGGAUGUUUAGCAACGCGAAAUCUCCUGCCCACUGUGAGCUGAUGGCUGGGCACCUGCGAAAUCGUAUAACAGCGGAAGGAGCCCACUUUGAGCUCCGGUUACAUCUCAUUUACUUAAUCAAUGAUGUACUGCAUCACUGCCAGCGGAAGCAAGCACGAGAUCUCCUGGCUGCCUUGCAGAAGGUGGUGGUGCCUAUUUAUUGUACCAGUUUUCUAGCGGUGGAGGAGGAUAAGCAACAGAAAAUUGCCCGACUUCUUCAACUAUGGGAGAAGAAUGGGUACUUUGAUGAGUCAAUCAUUCAGCAGUUACAGAGCCCGGCUCUUGGACUUGGCCAGUACCAGGCAAAUUUGAUCAUUGAAUACGCAUCGGUAGUACAGCCUGUGCAAGUAGCCUUCCAACAACAGAUACAGAACCUGAAAACUCAACACGAAGAGUUCGUGAACAGCUUAACGCAGCAGCAGCAACAACAAAUGCAGAUUCCGCCACUGGAGAACGAGGUGAAAUCAACUCCUCCGCCUCAGGCCCCCACGGCCCCACCAGCUGCAGCUCCACCGUCGGCUCCUGUCACACAAGCAGAUGAUGGUAAAUCGCAGCUGCCUCUGGCUGGUUCUACCGAGUAUGACACAUCAGGGUCUGGAGUGCAAGAUCCUGCCUCGGGGGGACCGCGUGGCCCUGGAUCUCACGAUCAGAUCCCUCCCAAUAAACCACCCUGGUUCGACCAGCCUCACCCUGUUGCGCCAUGGGGCCAGCAACAGGGACCACCUCAUUGUCCUCCAUGGAAUAACAACCAUGAAGGAAUGUGGAACGAACAGAGAGACCAAGGCUGGAACAACCAGCGAGAGACACCUUGGAACAACCAGCCUGAUCCUUCUUGGAACAACCAGUUUGAAGCACCGUGGAACAACCAGCACGAACAACCUCCAUGGGGUGGGGGGCAAAGGGAACCUCCAUUUCGAAUGCAGCGGCCACCUCACUUCAGAGGCCCAUUUCCUCCACAUCAGCAACAUCCCCAAUUCAACCAGCCCCCGCAUCCGCAUAAUUUCAACCGCUUUCCACCUCGCUUCAUGCAGGAUGAUUUUCCACCUCGCCAUCCCUUUGAAAGGCCUCCUUAUCCUCAUCGGUUUGAUUACCCCCAGGGGGAUUUUCCUCAAGAAAUUGGACCUCCUCAUCACCACCCCGGUCACCGAUUGCCUCACCCUGGGAUCAGCGAGCAUCCUCCCUGGGGAGGGCCGCAGCACCCCGAGUUCGGGCCUCCCCCGCAUGGGUUUAAUGGGCAGCCCCCUCACAUGCGGCGACAAGGGCCCCCUCACAUGAACCACGACGACCCGAGCCUGGUGCCAAACGUUCCCUACUUUGAUCUUCCUGCUGGACUGAUGGCUCCUCUCGUAAAACUUGAAGAUCAUGAGUAUAAACCUUUAGAUCCUAAAGACAUACGUCUUCCACCCCCGAUGCCUCCCAGUGAGAGACUCCUGGCUGCAGUUGAGGCAUUUUAUAGCCCACCAUCUCAUGACAGGCCUAGAAACAGUGAAGGCUGGGAGCAGAACGGGCUGUACGAGUUCUUCAGAGCUAAAAUGAGAGCAAGGCGGAGAAAGGGCCAGGAGAAGAGAAAUAGUGGGCCCUCUCGUUCUCGCAGUCGCUCUAAGAGCCGAGGUCGCUCAUCUUCCCGGUCCAAUUCGCGAUCUUCAAAAUCGUCUGGCUCCUAUUCGAGGUCACGGUCUCGUUCCUGCUCUCGGUCACGAUCCUAUUCGCGCUCGCAGUCCAGAAGCCGGAGCAGGUCCCGCUCUUCUCACAGCCGCUCACGAUCACGGUCACGAUCGAGAUCGAAAUCCUACUCACCAGGAAGGCGGCGCCGGUCUCGCUCUCGCAGCCCCACUCCUCCUUCUUCUGCUGGUCUGGGCUCUAGUUCUGGGCCUCCUGUACCUGAAUCAAGGCUUGGAGAAGAGAAUAAAGGCCAUCAAAUGCUGGUGAAAAUGGGAUGGAGCGGAUCUGGUGGAUUGGGAGCCAAGGAACAAGGAAUUCAGGAUCCAAUUAAAGGAGGGGAUAUCCGAGACAAAUGGGAUCAAUAUAAAGGAGUGGGAGUUGCGUUAGAUGACCCUUAUGAAAACUACCGAAGAAAUAAAAGUUACUCGUUCAUCGCACGCAUGAAGGCCCGAGAUGAAUGUUAAUUCUGUUUGAAGUGGAGGGGUGCUGCCUCGAGUCAGACUGAUGCUGAGCAGUGUAUCCCAAUGUCUAAAAGGGGAGUGACGCCUCUAGUUCCAGUACAGGUGACCCAUGAGCACUGUGCGAGCUUGUUAGAGCCUGCCCUCCAACCUAACGCCCCACACACCAGCUGCUGCAGUCCCAACUCGGUCAGAGCACGAGGGUUCACUGAGGGAUGCUCCAUGCUUUGUAACGGAAGACGUUCUUUAUGCUUUUUAUAUUUUUGUAUAUACCCUUUAAUAAAGCUGAUUAGUUGAGUAGAAGAGAAUCGAUUUUCUCUGCUCUGCAAGUUUCUAACGAUGAAACGUUCUUGGAAACUUCCUUUAAUUGAAAUGAGAAAAAAAGCCCUUUUGUAACCGUUUCCAGACCACCAGCGAGCGCUGUUAGGCCCUCCCAGCGCUUCCACUCCAGCCGCCGGUGUGGUGGUUCCCUCUUCCAGAGCUGUUUGUUUGUAGAGCAGAGACCCUCGUAAAACCGUUCCGUUAACAUGGUGAGAUAUCCGUUUGUUGUAGAUCUGCUGUAGUUGUGGAACUGUACCUGUUUGUGAAUCAGCAUAUGCACCUGUACGGUAUCAACUUGUGAAUUUUAUUGUUUUGCCUUCCAAUAAACACUUUUUUUUUUU